GCUGUUCCUUUUACACGCUGUCCACCGCCGCUGCUGGGUUGUAUGCGUCGCUCUUUCCUAAUCGGCCGGGGCAAGGUUUUAUGGCAAAGGGAGGUCGUCAUCUUUCUCUUGUGCGUCCCCCAAUUACUUUUUAAAAAUUCCGCCUAAAAAGAGAAGACGCUUUACCAAAUCUUUUGGGCCGUUAUUUCGCGGCAGAAUUUCUGAUCGGGUGUAUAACAGUUAUCCAGAAGGUCUGGGAGUAGCACUCUACAGAGAACAGUUUGACUUUAACGCCGAGCCUCCUUGGGACCCCAGCUGAUAGUGGUGGUAUUCCAUCUCCCAACUUGUCCAUAAGUGGGGGAUGAUGCCAGUCUUGAAGUCGAGGAAGCAUGUGUGACAUAUAGGUUUGUUGCAUAUUUUAAAAACCCCGAUAUUGAAGGCUCGGUGAGGACCUUCACUUGGUGUUUGGUUUAGCAGUGUUGGCUUUGUGGAUCACCCCAAAAUGAAAGGAUUUGUUGAACUUGAAGAAAGCUACCCCUUUGACCUUCUGGAAGAAAAAACCACACUUAAUGAUGUGAUUGACAACCAUAUUCGUGAUCACAUGCUUGAGCAAACUGAAAGGAAUGCCUUUUUUGUUGCUGAUCUUGGGAAUGUUAUGAAGAAAAACAUACGAUGGCAGAACGUGAUGACGCACGUGAAACCAUUUUACUCUGUCAAGUGUAACAGCAGUCAAUCUGUAAUUGAAGUCCUGGCAGCUCUUGGAACAGGUUUUGCCUGUGCAAACAAGAAUGAAAUAACACUUGUGCAAAGCUUGGGCGUAACACCUGACAAUAUCAUCUACAUAAACCCAUGCAAGCAGGUCUCCCAGAUUAAGUAUGCAGCCAGAAAGGGAAUAAAUAUCAUGAGUUGUGAUAACGAGGCUGAACUUCUGAAAAUUGCACGUAACCAUCCCAGUGCUAAGCUCUUGGUAGACAUUGCAACUGCAGUUUCAAAUGAAGAAAAUGAGAUGGGUAUGAAGUUUGGAGCUACAUUGAAGGACUGCAGGCACCUUUUGGAAUCUGCCAAAGAUCUAGGGAUUCAGGUGGUUGGCGUAAGAUUUCAUGUUUCAAGCCCAAAAAGCAAUAUAGAGACUUACCUGCACGCUUUAUCUGAUGCUCGUUGUAUCUUUGAUAUGGGUAAAGAAUUUGGUUUUGAUAUGAGCCUGCUUGACAUUGGGGGUGGAUUUUCUGGAACGGAUGGUGAAUUGCAGCUUGAAAAGGUUUUUGAUGCCAUAAAUCCACUCCUCGAGAUUUACUUCCCCCCUGAAAGUGAUAUUAAAAUUAUUGCUGAACCUGGUAGCUACUAUGUGAAUUCUGCAUUCACCCUAGCAGUUAACAUAGUAGCCAAGAAGACUAUUGCAAGAGACUUACAGAAUCAGUCUGAAGUUCCUUCUCUGAACGAUGAGCCAUUCUUCAUGUAUUACAUAAGUGACGGUGUUUAUGGCUGUUUUGCAAAUAGCUUGUAUGGAACUGUGAAUGCCAUUCCAAUUCUUCACAAGAAACUUAAUUCAGGAGAGCCUGUAUUUGCCAGUAGCCUGUGGGGACCAUCCUGUGAUGGGCUUGAUCAGGUUGUAGAGCACUGUCUUCUACCUGAAUUAAGUGUAGGUGAUUGGGUCAUCUUUGAAAACAUGGGAGCAUACACAUUGAAGCAAUCUGCCUUUAACGAGUUCCAGAAACUUCCCGUUUACUGUGUGAUGUCAAUAAGUGAUUGGUGUUGGAUGCAGGAAGUUGGUUUAACAUUGGAAACAUCAGUGAAGAACUCUUCAUGUGUGCCUUCUUGUUUCCAGCUGAGCCGGGAAAGUGGCUUUCCGGCUACCGGUUUGUCUGGCAUCAGUGCUUAAGUUACAGAAUUGCCAUUCUGUUCAGUCGCAUGUCUGGUUGACUUUCCAACACGGAAGGAAACCAGUGGAACAAUCUUGCUUUCUUAAUGUUUUUGUUUAAAAUUUAACUUGAACACUUGAUGUAGUUAAUCGGGACCAGGCAGAAAUUGGCUAGAAUAACUACCAGUGGUCAUGCAAAAAAAAGAAAUUAGCAUUUAACCAUCUGAAACAAAGCCUGUGAGUUGAUGUAACUUUUUACUUUCUCCCUCCCUCCCUUCCCCCACAAACCAACAAUAAAAUAUGCAACAAAAUGGAUGACUUGGAAGAGGUGGAAACCUAUCACUGGGUUCCCUGCUUAAACAGUUUACAUAUUCACAAUUUUUAUACAGAUAUUCUUGUCAUAGAUGUCUUGAGGUUUUCAUUUGCCCAUUUAACAGAAUAACCAGAGCGAUUUGAUGUGUAAAAUGUUUAGAAUGUGUAAAAUAUGUGCUUCAUUCUGUAGUUUAAUAAAUGUAAAAUUGCAGCAAACUUUAUAUGAUCUAUUGUCCCUGUUAUUGA
Messenger RNA from Mobula hypostoma (lesser devil ray), 2395 nucleotides. RefSeq names its product antizyme inhibitor 1-like. Gene Ontology annotation, biological process: positive regulation of polyamine transmembrane transport; negative regulation of protein catabolic process. Lineage: Eukaryota; Metazoa; Chordata; Chondrichthyes; Myliobatiformes; Myliobatidae. Gene Ontology annotation, cellular component: cytoplasm. The record is from RefSeq and is a predicted model, not a curated record. The transcript has 13 exons. Gene Ontology annotation, molecular function: ornithine decarboxylase activator activity; ornithine decarboxylase activity. The coding region runs from base 482 to 1858 and encodes 458 amino acids.